Messenger RNA from Lotus japonicus, 600 nucleotides. RefSeq lists its product as uncharacterized. Lineage: Eukaryota; Viridiplantae; Streptophyta; Magnoliopsida; Fabales; Fabaceae. Gene Ontology annotation, molecular function: RNA-DNA hybrid ribonuclease activity; nucleic acid binding. Bases 1 to 600 code for a protein of 199 amino acids. The record is from RefSeq and is a predicted model, not a curated record. The transcript has 3 exons.
AUGGGUGAAAAAUAUGUUAUGAGGAAUCUUGUUGCAGAACUCGGAUCCUACGGCGGUGGCUACUCUUUGGUGGAUUUGGAGGAGACGCAACACCUGGUGUAUGGAAAAUCAAUGGCUUCCUUGUCGGGUCCUUGGCCAUGGAGUUGCGUCCGGGAUGUGCCUAGUCGUGGUGGAUUAGGUGGUUGUUUCCGCAGCACUGAGGGGAAGUGGAUGGGUGGUUUCUUUGGCUAUCGGGAUGAUGCGUGUAUUCUUCAUCUUGAAUUACUUGGAAUCCAUCAGGGCUUAACUCUUGCGUGGGAGCGAGGGUAUCGAGUUGUUGAGUGUCAAUCUGACUCUUUAGAUGCUGUGAACCUUAUUUUGUCUGUGCCUCCUUCCAGACAUCUAUAUGCGUCUUUGAUUUGGGAUAUUAAGGAUCUCCUAUCUAGGACUUGGAUGGUGAAGCUUCAUCAUACUUUGCGUGAAGGGAAUGCGUGCGCAGAUUUCCUAGCUAAGCAUGGCGCGAGUCAGAAUGAAGCCUUGGUGUUGGUUGAGCAGCCAGUGGCAGCCUUGGGUUUGCUUCUCCUUGCGGAUGCAGCGGGUGUCUCCUUUGUGAGGCCUUAG